GCGAUAACUUUUCGGGCUGCCCAGCCAGCAAACACCAUCAUCUACUACUUCUAGCUCGGCUAGCCGGAGACUUCUCUCUCUCUUGCCCUUAUCAGUUUAUCACACUGCCUAGAUAUAAUUGAAAUCUACGUAGGAGUAUGUUAGAGUGGGGCAACGUCACCGGGACUUCCAUCGCAGCCGCAGCUAUUUAGCCUCGGGCAUACUGCUGCACUUUGCUGCUCGGAGUCGGCCGGGAAUCAUGGUGAUGGGGAGACCGGCGGCCGGGCGCCGUCUUCUGGCGAUCCUGCUCGCUCUGCAUCUCCUCGUCGCCUUCUCCCAUGCGGCCCGCUUCACGAGGGGCUACAGAAUGAUAGCGGUGCACGCUCCAGCGUUUCAUGGUGAUAGUAAUUCGGCAAAGGACAAAGGGAGCAGCAACGAUGCGAUUGUAGAGGAGAUGCUCAGAAGGAUGGCUCUGCAUACAUCCGACUACCCUGGUCCUGGCCCAAACGAUCGUCACACUCCACCCAAGCCACCUGGGCCAUGAUGCGACGUCAGGUCAAGACCAUUACCUCCCUCUGGCGUCAUAUAUAUGUAUAGAUCUAUUAACUCAUCCAUGAUUACUAGAACCCAACAAAAUGGUGACAUUCAAGUGUAAAUCCGCAUACACAUGGAGGUUUUCUGUAAGAUUCUGUACUAAGCCAUUUUUAUUAAGAGAACUGCACUGAUUCUUAAGGUCUUGUAAGGGAGAAUUGCAGAAGCUACCUCUUCUUUGGAGGUUCCUGUAAGAUUGUGUACUAUGUCAUAAUUAUUAAGAUACAUGCACUGA
This is a messenger RNA of Lolium perenne, 805 nucleotides long. RefSeq lists its product as uncharacterized. Lineage: Eukaryota; Viridiplantae; Streptophyta; Magnoliopsida; Poales; Poaceae. The record is from RefSeq and is a predicted model, not a curated record.